Messenger RNA from Haliotis rubra (blacklip abalone), 1759 nucleotides. RefSeq names its product receptor-type tyrosine-protein phosphatase mu-like. Gene Ontology annotation, biological process: protein dephosphorylation. The transcript is spliced from 8 exons. NCBI's taxonomy places the organism in Eukaryota, Metazoa, Mollusca, Gastropoda, Lepetellida, Haliotidae. Bases 82 to 858 code for a protein of 258 amino acids. The record is from RefSeq and is a predicted model, not a curated record. Gene Ontology annotation, molecular function: protein tyrosine phosphatase activity.
AGUCGGGGAACGCUCUACACUUUACCAGACUUUGACAAAACAUUCGGACUCAGAGAAUCCUUCACCACUCAACAGCAGACCAUGCUGGAGAAAGAAUUCAAGUUACUGAGAGAGCUGGCAUCUAACCUUACAGAAGCGACAACUUCACACGCACUGCUUCCAGAGAACUUCGAUAUUCUUCCCGGAAAUAAUUCGAGGCCGUAUCUGUGUACACCUGUCCAGAAGCGGAAUGACUACAUCAACGGAGUAUUUCUACCAUCAACUCUGCAUCUGUCAAGCCUGAUCGUCACCCAGACCCCGCUACCAGACACUGUGGCGGACUUCUGGAGACUUGUGUAUGACCAUGACUGUUUCACCAUCGUCUGUCUGGAUGACGCACAGGAGACAGCCGGAAUGUACCCUGAACAAAACAAAGUGAUGAAAAAGGGGCCAUUCAGUGUUGUGCAGGUUGAAGCGGAUUCAAACAGAGAAUUCUACAUGGAGAAGAAGUUAACCCUUGCUCAUGGCGAGCAGAACAGCGAGAAGUCGGUCACUUUGUUUUGUCUCCAAACACUGGACAUGCUGACCAACACUGAAACACUUCAUGAGCUGGUCAGUAGAGUGGACAAGAUCAUCAGCUGUGCUGACCACAAGGUUCUGGUGCACUGUCAUGACGGCGCCGGAGCGAGUGGUGUGUUCUGUAGCGUCCUGAACAUCAUCACCGGGUUGAAGUUGGACAGAACAGUGGACAUUUUUCUCACCAUUCGGGAACUACAGCGUGUUCGACCCCAGUUCAUACAGACCCUUGAUCAGUUCAAGCUGUGCUAUAACAUGGUGAAGGAAUACAACCGUGAUUCCAACGUCUACGGCAAUCUGUGAUAAAUAUGCAACAACAGUUCCACGUAAACAGAACAACAAACUGUCUGAAUCAGACAGUAGAUGAAAUUACAUGUACUUUGUCUCAUUCUUUACGUCUUGUACAUACUGUGUCCAUGGUAACAGAUGAUGUAUUUUUACCCAAUAAGCGACGUAAAGUAAAUACAUUUUUACUGUAUCGUUUACUUUGAUACAACCGUUGCGAAUCUCAGUUGUAUCCCCCACCUUCUUUAUUCUAUCCAACAAAUGUAAACUUCAAUCUUCAGAAAUGAUCUAGGCAGGGACACCAGACUUUAGCCUUCAGUACAAGAGUGCCUUCAUUCAAAUGUCGAUUUAUACCACUUUUCAAUUUGUUGAUCCUCGGGUGCAUUUACCCAUAAUCUGUAUAUAGACAGGUGCCUUGCAAAGUUUUUUCGUUUUGUUUUGUAUUUUUGUUUUUUGUUAUUUGUUUGUUUUGUUUCGUAUAAAAUUAAAAUAGCUCCGAGUUCACAGACACUUUGUAUUUCCCCAAUCUCAACGACACACAUCGUAUUAUAUAUCCCAACUCCCUGGGGACCAUACAACUCUUGCAGCCACUAGGCGCACCAAGUUAAUGUGGCUUUUCCAUCCGUACGAGGUACCCAUUCACAUCUGGAUGGACUGGGACACUACUUUGUCCAAGUUUACUGCACGUUGCUCUACACGCAACUAGGUGUGUGCACCUAUUCAUGUGGUCACCAUCCGGUCAUAUACCAACGGAUUCGUGGGUUCUUUUAAGUGCACAGGUUUGUGUACUGUACGCUAGGGGUUGUGACAACACUGAAAGAGUCUGCACACAGACUUGACUCCAAGGUUUUUACACCCGUUCACAGCUGGGCUCAAUCAUAGCACCUCAAGCUCGAUCACCAGACUGGCGCCUCGUUCG